This is a messenger RNA of Eruca vesicaria subsp. sativa (arugula), 1724 nucleotides long. The record is from the annotation of a GenBank genome assembly. NCBI's taxonomy places the organism in Eukaryota, Viridiplantae, Streptophyta, Magnoliopsida, Brassicales, Brassicaceae.
AUGGCUAACCAUAGAAUAAUCAGCGAAGCCACAAACCAUAAUGAUAAUCAUCAUCUUUCUUAUUCACUUCUUCAUGGCCUCAGCAACAAUCCUCCACCUCCUGGAUUCAUUAACCAAGAUGGAUCCUUCGAUUACGGAGAGCUAGAAGAAGCAAUUUUUCUGCAAGGUGUUAAGUAUAGGAACGACGAAGCUAAGCCACGUUUAUUUGCAGGAGGAGGAGGAGCUACGACUCUGGAGAUGUUCCCUACAUGGCCAAUCAGAACUCAUCAAACUCUUCCUACUGAGAGUUCAAAGUCAGGAGGAGAGAGCACUGAUUCAGGAUCGGCGAAUUUCUCAGGCAAAACAGAAAGUCAACAGCUGGUGUCUCCGAUGAGUAGCAAACAGAAUCAUCAUCUCAUUCAUCAGAAUCAUCAUAAUAAUAACAUGGCUAAAUCAAGUUCUACAUCUGGACUUCCCUCUACUUCUCGAACUCCAGCUCCUUUAAAAGCAUCGGAGGAAAAGAGGAAGGUUACAACUUCAGGCAAACAACUUGAUGCUAAGACAUUGAGACGUUUGGCCCAAAAUAGAGAAGCUGCUCGCAAAAGCCGUCUUAGGAGAAAGGCUUAUGUGCAACAGCUAGAAUCAAGUAGGAUAAAACUUUCCCAGUUAGAGCAAGAACUUCAGCGAGCUCGUUCUCAGGGGAUGUUUAUGGGUGGUUGUGGUCCACCUGGACCUAACAUCAGUUCCGGAGCUGCAAUGUUUGACAUGGAAUAUGGGAGAUGGCUAGAUGACGAGAACCGGCAUAUGUCGGAGAUUCGGACCGGUCUGCAAGCUCACUUAUCUGACAAUGAUUUAAGGUUAAUUGUUGACGGUUACAUCGCUCACUUCGAUGAGGUAUUCCAAUUGAAAGCAGUGGCCGCAAGAGCCGAUGUUUUUCAUCUCAUCAUCGGAACAUGGAUGUCCCAAGCCGAACGCUGUUUUAUUUGGAUGGCUGGUUUCCGUCCAUCUGACCUUAUCAAGAUACUGGUGUCGCAAAUGGAUCUAUUGACGGAGCAGCAGCUGAUGGGAAUAUAUAGCCUACAACACUCAUCGCAACAAGCUGAGGAGGCUCUCUCGCAAGGGCUCGAACAACUUCAGCAAUCUCUUAUCGAUACUCUUGCUGCCUCUUCAGUCAUCGAUGGUAUGCAACAAAUGGCCGUCGCUCUCGGCAAAAUCUCUAACUUCGAAGGGUUUAUCCGCCAGGCUGAUAACUUGAGGCAGCAGACCAUUCACCAGCUGCGGCGGAUCUUGACUGUUCGCCAAGCCGCACGGUGUUUUCUAGUCAUCGGAGAAUAUUACGGACGGCUCAGAGCUCUUAGCUCUCUUUGGUUGUCUAGACCACGAGAGACGCUAAUAAGCGAUGAAACAUCUUGCCAAACAACUACGGAUCUCCAGAUGAUUCAGCCAUCGCGCAACCACUUCUCCAAUUUCUGAAUCGAAAUUUGGAAUCUUUAUAUUUAAAUGGCGAAGUUCAUCUGUCUUAAUUUCACUGGUAGAAUACUAUAUUUUCUUUAUGUUGUAUUAGUAAUGCUAGGAUCUUUUUCACCUCUUUUAAAAGAUUAUAUGAAAUUAACGUACCACUUAAAUGGAAGUAUGGAACCAAUUCAUGUGCCCAAGAAAAAAAAAAGAGGCUAUAAAAGAGCAGCAGGGAUGCAUUUCUUUCCUGACGAGUGCACUAGGCUUCGUUGACUUUAUAUACAGUGAAU